GUCGGUGUGUUUGUGUGUUGGAGGACAUGGCGGACUCCGGCCGGGCAAGACCGGCGGACCCCGACCCCGCGGACAGCCGGGCAGAGAGCCCCAUGGCUGUGAGGAAGAGGGCGCAGCAGUCUCCCGGUGUCCGGCCCAAGUACCAGAGCUCCGCACCGGGCCACUGCCUGAAGAAAGUCACCCUGACCAAACCCACCUACUGCCACAGCUGCAGCGACUUCAUCUGGGGGCUCAUCGGCUUCCUGUGUGAAGUAUGUAACUUCAUGGAGGCGGCACUUAGGGCCUUCUACAUCCCCGACGAACCUCAGGACUACGAGCUGCAAGAGCUCGGCGGUUUGCAGCGUCCCCAUAGCGACGACAUCCUCAACCGUAACAGUGGUUCAGACAACAGGGGCUCUCUGAAGGACGGCGGUGAGGCCUGGCUGCUGAGGGCCAAACAGCGAGACUCUGAGGUCAUCAAGGUGCACAGGUCGGGCGCCGCUUUCGUCUCCGUCUCCGUCUCUCAGAGCAGCACGGCAGCUUCAGUCCUUACUGAGGUCCUCAGUCAGCUCCACAAACAGGAAGAAGACGCGUCCAGUUUCAGCCUGCUGGAGGUCUGCAUGAGCAGCAAGCAAGUUCAGAGACAGACGCUGAGUCCUCAGGAGAAGAUUGUGGACAAGCUGCAGGAGAUCAGGAAGGCCUCUCUGCGUCAGAUGAACCAGACCCGGUUCUACAUCGUGGAGAACAGGAACCGAGCGGUGCAGGUCAGCCUGCUGAUUGGAGGACUGCCCCCCCUGCUGACCAAAGAGGAGUACGGCCAGCUGAUCCAGGAACACCUGACCAUCAAGAGUCACCUGGUCACCAUCAGCCACAUCUAUGCCAGUCAAGGUGCGGUGGCGUUGCAGAUCUCCUGUUUCUCUGAAGCUGAGCGGAUCUACAUGUUGGCCAAAGACACGACUGUCAACAACAAGACGCUCAGCUCUCUUGUCCUCCCAGAGAUCCUGCACAACGAGCUGGGAGACGACAUCUGUCCCCUGCUGGUGUUCGUCAACCCAAAGAGCGGCGGUCUGAAGGGAAGAGAGCUCCUCUACAGCUUCCGGAAACUUCUCAACCCCCACCAGGUCUUUGACAUUUCCAAUGGAGGACCGCUGGCUGGCCUCCACACGUUCCGGGAGGUUCCCAGGUUUCGGGUUCUUGUCUGUGGGGGUGAUGGGACGGUGGGCUGGGUGCUGGGAGUACUGGAAGCUGUCCGGCACAAACUGGUCUGUCGAGAGCCGCCCAUCGGCAUCGUGCCUCUGGGAACAGGUAACGACCUGGCUCGUAUCCUGCGCUGGGGAGCAGGUUACAGCGGCGAGGACCCCCACCACAUCCUGGUCUCUGUCGACGAGGCUGACGAGGUUCUGAUGGACCGAUGGACCAUCCUGCUGGACGCCCAGGACAUCUCUGAGGACGGCAAGGACAACGGCUUCCUGGAGCCACCCAAGAUUGUGCAGAUGAACAACUACUUUGGUCUCGGCAUCGACGCAGAGCUCAGCCUUGACUUCCACCAGGCCCGAGAGGACGAACCCGAUAAAUUCACCAGCAGGUUUCAUAACAAAGGAGUGUAUGUGAAGGUCGGCCUGCAGAAGAUCAGCUACAGCCGGAGUCUCCACAAAGAGCUUCAGCUGCAGGUGGACGGUCAGAACGUCCCCUUACCCAACAUAGAGGGACUGAUCUUCCUCAACAUCCCCAGUUGGGGCUCUGGUGCUGAUCUCUGGGGGUCAGAGGUUGAUGGUCGCUAUGGGAAACCAAGCAUCGAUGACGGGCUGCUGGAGGUGGUCGGGGUCACCGGGGUCGUCCACAUGGGUCAGGUGCAGAGCGGGAUGCGUUCAGGGAUUCGUAUCGCUCAAGGGAACUACAUCAGGCUGACUGUGAGCAAACCCAUACCUGUCCAGGUGGACGGAGAGCCAUGGAUCCAACCGCCGGGACACAUCAUCAUCUCUGCGGCAGGACCAAAGGUCCGGAUGCUGAGGAAGUCAAAGCAGAAGCAGAAGAAGUCCUCAGGUGCGAAGGACGGACGCUCUGAGAGUCCGUCCUCCAGAGACGGAGGACACUGACCGACCACCUGGAAAUCGGUGUCCUGCCUUCCGCCUGCUUCCUGUUGCAGGAAGCCGUUUUGGCGCCAGCAGCCAGCUGUGGUUUCACUCAUGUAGCUUCAUAGCGACGCUGACGGGCCGCAGAUCGACUGAAGGAGGUCCGACUUUUACAACCUGCACAUGGUGGUUCUGGAUCACCUUGAGUUUGGCCCAGUUGGGAUCACAUUUCCAUCCUGCUGACCAAGCACUUACUACAGUAACCACGCUCAAUAUUCAGCUACUAAAAUGGACUUUUUUAAUUAGAAUGCAAGAGUAUUUAACCGAUUCAUAACAGGAGUUCUGCAUACAUUAACAGAGUUGAUAUUGAAUUUUGACAAUUUCUCAGUAUGGAUAAGCUUUAGAGUUGAAAAAAAAAAAAGUGUUUAACAGAAGUUGUUAAAUGUGACUGUAUUUGUACAGUAAGUAGCAGUAGACUCAGUGUCAGUUCAUAUAUCGUUAUAACUUUAGGUGUAGAAAUAAUGUGCAGCUAACCUCAAUGUCUCAGAUUAUUUUUGGAGAUUAUGAAGAAAAAUACUGAAGCAGUCCUGAAGAGAAGCUGUAACCACAUUUAUCUAAACCAGAGAUCUUUCUUUUUCUCUCGUGUAAAAUUCUUUGGUAACGUUGGUUUCAGAAAUUCACGUCGAAGUAAGGCUCUCCAACAAGAAAUCUCUGUUUCUCUGAACCUGCAGCGCCCACCGCAAACUGGAAAUUUCACACGAGUGAAGGAACUAAUUUAAAACAUAACGGCUCAGUCUGAGCUGUGGAAAGAAAGUUAAAUGAAACUAAACUGUAAACGCCUGAAGCACAGUUUGUAUUUCAGCAGAUAGAAAGCUUUUACUUUGGCAACAACACAGACUUUAUAAGAUAAGUUUGUUUAGAUCUUAAUAAAAAAAAAUAUAUCUUAGACACAUUACUAGCUUGGUGAGCUGGUUGUCGAGCUAGCUUGCCAAAACUGAAUUAUAUAAAACCAAAAAAUGAAAAUUAGGUAUAUAGAUGUCCUAAAAUGUGAGAACAAAUUGUGGCACUACCAUUACAACGCCAGAUACUACCUAGAAAACGCAAUACAAUACUAGCUAAACUAAGCUAGAAACAUUAGUUUGCCAAGCUAGUUAGCCAGUUAGCUUGGCAAAACCAAAUUAAUGCAACAAAUUAAGUAGUUUUGGUUCUAAUUCUUAAUCUGAGGCAGCAAGAUCAUAUUAAACACAUUAUUAGUUAUUUGAAGGAGCAAAAUCAGCAUCAUCAGCUGUAAAAUUACGACCAUAUCUGUGUGAUAAUGAAGCCCUUUGUACAAUAUCCUACACUGAUCUAAAUAUUACAUUUUAUUAUCUGAUACUGAGCACCAAUGCUGUUAUCAGUCGACAGCAGAAUAUUAUAGAUGUAAAAGCCUGCGUGAGUUUAUUUAUCCACCUCCAGUAAAGCAAAGAUCAUCGUUCACGUUGAUUGAAUUUGGUGCAACAUAUUUCAGUCUCCCCUUCUCAUUAGUGAGCUCUGCCCUUCAACUGCCAGUUUAUACUCACUCAGCCUCUGACGGCGGCGGAGGAGGACUUUAUGAACUUCGUCCACAUUCCUGGAGAUGCAGAAGGUCUUUAAAGGACAGUUUCUGGACUGGACCAGGGAUCUGAAGGUCCCAGCUCUUCAUGUAGCCACAACAGUAUUCAAUUGCUGUACUUUGGUUGUGAUAUUUAGUUGUUUUUUUUUAAAUCCAAGUUCUGCAUUAACUGAUUUAUUUGGAUGUUUUUUGGUGCUAGAAGGUAACAAACAAUAUGUUGUAGUUCUGUGUUUGACUUGAAAUUCAAGGAACCUGUUUUUAUUCAAAGUCUCAAACCCAAGUUCAUACAAACUGUAGCUUUUAUUAAUGGGAGGUACAGUGAAGGUUUGUGGCUUUGAAUGGAGACAGAUCUGAGAAUGAGUGCUGAUACAUCAGUGGCAUUAACUGUUAGCUUUCAUGGACUGCUGAGCUUCCUCAUGAGUCGGGCUGAAGUGGACACUGUGUACUGACAGUAUCUCUGUGAGUACUUUGAACUGUACAGAUACUGUCACAGUGUUUUAUUACAUGCAUGAAGUACUGUGGUGUUGUGUAUUACAGCAGCGUUUUAUCUCCUCUUUCUUCCACCGGCUGUUAAACAACCACAACUGCUGGUUUUACAUGUUUUAUUAACUGUUUAAACUUCACAUCUCGCCGAUCGUUUUACAAAUUAUUAAUUAUUUUGGCCAACGUUGGUUUCAGUUCAUUUCUGUGAAAAUCAGCAUGCAGAGACGUUUAAAGCUAACAGACUGAGGCUAAAGCUAACAGGUGAACACAUUAUGCCAUUUUUCAGAAAAUCAAGCAAGAGACAAACUCUAAACAAACACUAUAAAAGUAAUUUUUAAAAUUAGAUUUUUUUGCAUUAGAAACAACAACUGUAAUAUCCCACUGUCCUUAAAUGCAGCAAUGGUCUCAAGUGCUUCACCAUCAUGUUAUAGGGACACUUUUCUUGUCUUUUCUUGUUCACACAGGAUAUGAAAGUAGCAUCUUUUACUUUAAUAUAAGUUUCAUCAAAACAAAACGUGACAUUGUUCGACUGUGACGGUUCAGCAGGAAGUGGAAUCGAUAAAUGAACUGAAAUCAACGUAAAAACCCACCAGUGUGAUCGCAGGUGUGUGAACCGUUUGUUAAUGAGCUCCUCAGACCGAAACAAAGUGUACAAUAUACAGCAGCGUCUCUUUUAUGAUGUUUGCAUUAAUUUGAACGGUCAUUUAUAGGUUAUUAAAUAGUUAAUAACUUAGAUUUUACACAAAUGUUAGAACUUUCUAGUGGAUAAAACUGAUAAAAUACAACAUUUCCUGCCAUAAAUAGUAAUAAGGUCAUUGAGUUUAAAAGUUUUUUAGGAACUAACAGUUGACAGAAUGUGUUGAUGGAAAAUGUCAAAAAUGGCCAAAUUUCUGCUACUCUUACAAAAUAAUCAACAUGCUUUUACUCUGAAAAUCGUUCCCUAAAAAGGUGGAAAGGUGGAAAGAUACUUCAGUGCUGUGACACUGCAGGUUAUGAUAUUUAAAAUGAAAUAUUCGGAUCAUAAUUUCAUGUUUUUAAUGUUGCGUCGUUCCUUUAGAGGGAAAAUUCUGCAUAUUUUUAAUAUUUCCUGAACCCAAAACUAUGGAAGAACAUUUCUGCCACUGUGAUGAAAAAAAAGUAUCCUGUAAGUUAUUAUAAUGAGAAAGUUUCUCGUUAUUUUCAGAUAAUCAGUCAACAUAUUGAUUUUCCAUCUAAGAAGAAGAAGAAGUCAUUAUUUCUGUCUGUAUUUAUUUUAAGAUACUAACUCAUUAGUAUUAAUAUUAAGUUAAAAUAUUGAGAAUGUUUCUCAUUAUAAUCUCUGACAGGAAACUUUAUUUCAUCACAUUGGCAGAAAUGUUCUUCCAUAAAAACACAAGAUUUUUGAAGAAGCUCAAUCGAUUUUUCUUUCUUUGUUUUAUUGAUUUUAUUUGUCGCUGAAUGUUAAAAACGCUUUAACGUGAUUUUUUCUGCUUCUCUGCGUCCCGUCGUGCCUCGUAGCGUCUGACUCACCUGUCCUUAUUAAGCCCCACCCGUCUGAACCCGGGCGGUGGUUCAGUCUGCAGGCCGGAGUCCGUGUAGUGCCUCAUCCAAACGCUUGGACACCCUCAGUGCUCUGAUGUGUGUUAACGUGUGUGUUUCCUGCCGGUGCAGUGGUGUGUUACUGAGCUGAUGUGCCUCCAGAUGUUCUGUUGCUGUAUUCAGUUUUUACCUGAGGUUUUAUUGAAUAGAUGAUUUGUAUAUUUUUGCAGACAGAAGCUGUUUUUUUGUUUUGUUUUUUAGUUUCAACUGUAAAGUUUUAAAUGUAAAUUGCACUAAUUGUUUUACAGAUGCUCUUAGAUGUGACGUUCAGGUUAUUAUGAAUGUUGUAACAACUAAAGCUAAAUAUAUAGUACAUAUAGUAUAUAAAAAUAUAUAUAUGUUUAAAUAACUGAUUCUUAUGUGUUUAAUCAUAAUAAAGACCAUA
Molecule: messenger RNA, 6088 nt
Organism: Morone saxatilis (striped sea-bass)
Lineage: Eukaryota; Metazoa; Chordata; Actinopteri; Moronidae
Product: diacylglycerol kinase theta-like
Biological process (GO): lipid phosphorylation; diacylglycerol metabolic process; intracellular signal transduction
Molecular function (GO): ATP-dependent diacylglycerol kinase activity
Source: RefSeq, a predicted model, not a curated record